Molecule: messenger RNA, 1858 nt
Organism: Mauremys mutica (yellowpond turtle)
Lineage: Eukaryota; Metazoa; Chordata; Testudines; Geoemydidae
Gene: PXN
Product: paxillin
Exons: 11
Coding region: 98-1774 (558 amino acids)
Biological process (GO): substrate adhesion-dependent cell spreading; transforming growth factor beta receptor signaling pathway; endothelial cell migration
Source: RefSeq, a predicted model, not a curated record
GCGCGCACGCCGUAGAGGUGGUGCGGGAGCGCGCCCGCGGGGCUGGCAGAAAAAGUUGCUGCGAGCGGAGCGCGGCGGCUGCGGGCCCGGCCGGACCAUGGACGACCUGGAUGCUUUGCUAGCGGACCUGGAGUCUACCACCUCUCACAUCUCCAAACGGCCAGUGUUCUUGUCGGAGGAAACACCCUAUUCCUAUCCAACUGGAAACCAUACAUACCAGGAGAUCUCAGUGCCCCCACCUGUGCCGCCGCCUCCUUCCAGCGAAGCCCUGAAUGGGACUGUGAUUGACCCUUUAGACCAGUGGCAACCCAGCAUCUCCCGAUACAUCCACCAGCAACCUCAGUCCCAGUCUCCUGUGUACAGCGCCAGUGCCAAAAGUUCCAGUGCCUCCGUUCCCCGAGAGAGUGUCUGCUCUUCUUCCUCACGUGCCAGUGAAGAGGAGCACGUCUACAGUUUUCCCAACAAGCAGAAGUCUGCAGAACCAUCUCCCACCAUGAUGAGCUCUUCAUUGGGCAGCAACCUGUCAGAACUGGACCGACUACUCCUAGAACUGAACGCUGUUCAGCACAAUCCCCCUAGUGGCUUCCCAACAGAUGAAGCCAGCAGGAGCCCCUCCCUGCCCAGUGGAACUGGACCUCUCUGUGUUGUCCCAGAGAGCACUAGCUCUUUGGGGGUGAAAGCAGCACCCUCUACAAAAGAGAAGCCAAAGCGGAAUGGAGGGCGUGGGAUUGAGGAUGUGCGUCCCAGUGUGGAGAGCCUUUUGGAUGAACUGGAGAGCUCUGUGCCAAGUCCAGUCCCUGCCAUCACUGUGAACCAGGGUGAGGUGAGCAGCCCACAGCGGGUCACCUCCAGCCAGCAGCAGACUCGCAUAUCUGCUUCUUCAGCCACGAGAGAACUGGAUGAGCUGAUGGCAUCUCUCUCUGACUUCAAGUUCAUGGCCCAGGGGAAAGCCGGGGGCAGCUCCCCUCCGUCUGCACCCCCAAAACCUGGCAGCCAGUUGGACAGUAUGUUGGGAAGCCUCCAGUCUGACCUGAACAAACUGGGAGUAGCUACCGUUGCCAAAGGUGUUUGUGGAGCCUGCAAGAAACCAAUUGCUGGACAGGUCGUCACAGCCAUGGGAAAAACCUGGCACCCAGAGCACUUCGUUUGCACCCACUGCCAGGAGGAAAUUGGGUCACGCAACUUUUUUGAACGCGAUGGUCAGCCCUACUGUGAGAAGGACUAUCAUAAUCUCUUCUCCCCUCGCUGCUACUACUGCAACGGGCCCAUCCUCGAUAAAGUGGUGACAGCUCUGGACAGGACAUGGCACCCAGAACACUUCUUCUGUGCGCAGUGUGGUGCUUUCUUUGGACCUGAAGGGUUUCAUGAGAAGGAUGGCAAAGCCUAUUGCCGCAAGGAUUACUUCGACAUGUUCGCUCCAAAGUGUGGGGGCUGCGCCCGCGCCAUCCUGGAAAAUUACAUCUCUGCCUUGAAUACCCUGUGGCACCCUGAGUGCUUUGUCUGUCGGGAAUGUUUCACGCCCUUCAUCAACGGCAGCUUCUUUGAGCACGAUGGGCAGCCCUACUGUGAGGUGCAUUAUCACGAACGCCGCGGCUCGCUGUGUUCCGGCUGCCAGAAGCCCAUCACGGGACGCUGCAUCACUGCCAUGGCCAAGAAAUUUCACCCAGAACACUUUGUCUGUGCCUUCUGCCUCAAGCAGCUCAACAAAGGAACCUUCAAGGAACAGAAUGACAAGCCCUACUGUCAGAACUGCUUCCUCAAACUCUUCUGCUAGACGCAUCCUAGCUGGGGACGGAGCAUCUUUCUGCCACCUCACUAGGCAGCCGAGUCUCUCUGAGCAUUACUGUGAUUUAGAAAC